Molecule: messenger RNA, 1619 nt
Organism: Ascochyta rabiei
Lineage: Eukaryota; Fungi; Ascomycota; Dothideomycetes; Pleosporales; Didymellaceae
Product: peroxin
Exons: 2
Coding region: 1-1089 (362 amino acids)
Biological process (GO): protein import into peroxisome membrane
Cellular component (GO): peroxisomal membrane
Molecular function (GO): protein-macromolecule adaptor activity
Source: RefSeq, a predicted model, not a curated record
AUGCUACAAUCAACGCGCAACUGGCUACGGCGCAACCGAACAAACUUCGCCAUUGGCGCCGGCGUGCUCGGCACAGCGUACCUGGCCGGCCAAUAUGCGCUGGGCAAGUUCAGCGAGGCGCGGCAGCGCAUGAGCGAGGACCGGAUUGCAAGGGAGAACCUGCGCCGGCGCUUUGAGCAGAACCAGGAAGACUGCACAUUCACCGUCCUCGCCAUUUUGCCCACGGCGACGGAGAAGAUCCUCGACGCGAUACCCGUCGAGCAGGUACUGGAGGAGCUGCAGAGACAGAAGGCCGAGAGGCUGUCGAGGAGCGUAGGACCGAGCGAGAUUGCGAGUUCGGCGCCACCGAGCGUGGUGGGCAUGGCAGAGGAUGGCGGGAGCGAGAGCGCCCAGACCGAGAGCUAUGUGCACGCAAGCCAGGUUGCGCUAGACGGCGAGGGCAGCACUGCGUCCACAGAAGGAGGGGCUGAGACCGGGGCCCGCGAGAAGGGGAAGGCGAGCAAGAAGAGCAAGGCACAGUUGUGGAACGAGAUGAAGAUCAGCUCAAUCACGCGCGCCUUCACCCUACUCUACACGCUCUCGCUCCUCACCCUCCUCACACGCAUCCAACUCAACCUCCUGGGCCGCCGCAACUACCUGGCCUCCGUCGUCUCGCUCGCCGCACCUCCCUCGGCUGACUCGUCCUCACGCAUCAACCUCGAGAACAACGACGACGACAACUUCGAGCAGGCCUAUGGCAACGACUUCGAGACAAACAGGCGCUAUCUGAGUCUGAGCUGGUGGCUGCUACAUCGGGGCUGCAUCGAUAUCAUUGAGAAAGUGCGCGUCGCUGUCGAGGACGUGUUUGGCCUGCUGAACCCUCGAGAGGAGAUUACAAUCGAAAGGCUCUCAGAACUGACACUCCAAGUACGGAAGCGUGUCGAAGGCGCGACAGAAGAAGAGCGCCGGUACGUUCACCUUCACCUUCACCCACUCCCAUCUGAUCUGUCUGCCCGCCCACUAACAUGCACCUCAGAACAUGCAAAUGGCUCACCUACCUUCUGCCGCCUCAAGAGCAAGAAGACUUCGUCCUACACGAAAGUGGCAUGACUGCCUCGUCGCAGUCCCCCUCUCCAACCACUCCAUCCAGUCUCCGCCGCCUCAUAGACGAAACAAGCGACAUCAUCGACUCGCCCGCCUUCACGUCCGUCCUGACCCGCCUGCUAGACAGCGCCUUCUCGCACCUUGUCGACGUGAAGAUCUCCCAGCUCUCGUACAAGAUCCCGCCCAUCUCGGCCGACAGCGCGCGCGUUACCGAGAUCGUUGGCGACGGCGCCAAAGCCAAGGUCGCAAACUCUCUGGCUGUGUUUUGCAGACAAGCACACAACAUUGGCGCGGGCGCCAACAACGAGUAUAUGGAGAAGAUAGAAGGGGUAGGCGAGCUGGAGGCUUUUGCUGCAGUCGUGUACAGCAGUAAUUUCGAGUUUGAGAGCCCCGCCCUGGCGGCCGAGGCCGCUGUAGGCGUCAGGGACCUGCCGCCGGGAAAGACGGUGGAGGAGCUGAACGAGUUGAAGGAGGAGAUCAAGAAGGAGGUUGAGGAGGGAUUCGAGAGUGCGUGGGACAAGGCAGUGGCCAAGUAG